Molecule: messenger RNA, 1353 nt
Organism: Naegleria gruberi
Lineage: Eukaryota; Heterolobosea; Eutetramitea; Acrasida; Naegleriidae
Exons: 5
Coding region: 1-1353 (450 amino acids)
Cellular component (GO): cytosol
Molecular function (GO): acyltransferase activity, transferring groups other than amino-acyl groups
Source: RefSeq, a predicted model, not a curated record
AUGAAAUCAACUCAAAGCUCGUCUUCAGCAAGACUGUCCGAUAGUCAAAAAAAGAGAAAAGCAGUUAUUGUAUGUGGUGCCCGUACACCUUUUGUUAAAGCUUUUGGAGAUUUAAUGGAGGUUGAUUCUAUUGGAUUGGGAGUUUCUGCUGUUGAAGGACUUUUAAAGAAGACAAAAUUGGAUCCAAACCUUAUUGAUGAAAUUAUUUGGGGAAAUGUUGUAUUAAAUACUAAAGCACCAAAUGUUGCUAGAGAAAUUGUCAUUGAUUUAAAUUUACCAAAGAAAAUUACUGGUGUGACUGUCAGUAGAGCUUGUUUGUCUGGUCUUGAAGCAAUUUUACAAGGAAUUAGAUUGAUUGAACAUGGUGCUGCUGAUGUAGUUGUAGCUGGUGGCAGUGACUCUAUGUCUAAUGGUGAAAUGGCCUUACCGAGAAAUUUGACAUUAGCUCUCGGAAAAUACAGUUAUGGAAAGGAUAAAGGAUCUAUGAAGGGAUUAAUUCAAUUCUUUAAAGAUGCAGGAUCACCAUUAUCUUGGAUUCCAACUGCUCCUGCAAUUGCCGAAAGAUCAACUGGAAAGACUAUGGGUUAUCAUGCUGAUUUAAUGGCCGAUUUGAAUAAGAUUACAAGAAAUGUACAAGAUGAAUUUGCCACUGCAUCUCAUAAGAAUGCUGCCAAGGCAAGACGUGAAGGUAAAUUUGAGGAAGAAAUUUCUCCAGUCCGUUUGAAGAAUGGUAAAAUUGUAAAUAGAGAUAACCUUAUUCGUGAAGAUAGUGAUGUUUCAAAGAUGGGUAAAUUGAAACCUGUAUUCAGAAAGACUGGUACUGUCACUGCUGCCUCAUCAUCCCCUCUUACUGAUGGUGCUAGUUGUGUAUUAGUUAUGAGUGAAGAGAAAGCCAAAGAAUUGGGUUAUCCAACAGAUAUCAGAAUUUCAUCAUAUGCUACAACUGCCGUUGAUCCAUAUCCACAACUUCUUCUUGCUCCAGUUUUAGCCUUCCCAAAGGUUUUGGAUGGUGCAGGUGUUACACUGGAUCAAGUUGAUUUGUUUGAAAUUCACGAAGCUUUUGCUGCUCAAGUCUUGUCAACCACUGCAUGUCUUGCUAGUGAUGAAUUCUGUCAAAAGAGACUUGGUAAGAGUAAGGCUCUUGGUGUUAUUCCACCUGAAAAAUUGAACGUAAAUGGAUCUUCAAUUUCUCUUGGCCAUCCUUUCAGUGCAACUGGUGGUCGUAUUUUGACAUCAGCAAUGAAUGAAUUGAGGAGAAGUAAUAAGAGAUAUGCAAUUCUUUCCGUCUGUGCAGCUGGUGGUCUUGGUGGUGUUGCCCUUGUUGAAAGAGUGCCUCCAUCUGAACAAAAAUAA